Centruroides sculpturatus (bark scorpion) is the source of this 1600-nucleotide messenger RNA. RefSeq names its product radical S-adenosyl methionine domain-containing protein 1, mitochondrial-like. Bases 361 to 1503 code for a protein of 380 amino acids. Gene Ontology annotation, cellular component: cytoplasm. The record is from RefSeq and is a predicted model, not a curated record. NCBI's taxonomy places the organism in Eukaryota, Metazoa, Arthropoda, Arachnida, Scorpiones, Buthidae. Gene Ontology annotation, biological process: porphyrin-containing compound biosynthetic process. Gene Ontology annotation, molecular function: 4 iron, 4 sulfur cluster binding; coproporphyrinogen oxidase activity. The transcript has 14 exons.
GGUUAUUGUCGACGGUCGCUAUCUUGUUUGCACGCGUGCAUGAGCAAACAAGAUGGCGACCGGAAGCACCGACCGAAUUGGAGAUCGCCGCCAUCUUCGAUACCUAGGGUAACAUUAACUCAAAAGGACUACAUAAUGGAAAAGACAUUUACUUAUAAAAGAAAAUUUAACGUCUCAGAUCGAUCCUCAAUGGUUUCAAUUAAUAGAGGACAUUCCACCACAUACAAUAUAAUUAGAAGUUCAGUCUGUGUUGAACUAUACUGUAAUAUCUCAUGUGGUUGUUAUACUGAUGUGAACAUUAGUGAGUGUUAUGUUUGAAUUUAUAUAAAUAGAUGGCAGAAUAUAAAUUGGCCUUAUUGUAUGAAAAGAUGUACUUAUUGUAAUUUUAAUAAAUAUAUACAUAAUAAUGUGAAUCAUUCAAGAAUGUUAUCAUGUUUAAGGAAAGAAAUUAAAUAUUUAUUGCAGUUAAGUGGUAUUAAAAAUAUCAAAAGUAUUUAUUUUGGAGGAGGUACUCCUAGUCUAGCUAAACCGUCAACAAUAAAUUCAUGUAUAGAAUGCAUCAGUGACAAUUCAAAAUUACACGAUAAUGCAGAAAUAACAUUAGAAUGUAAUCCAACUAAUGCAGAGUCAAAUUUACUCAGGGAUUUUAAACUUGCAGGAGUAAAUCGAUUGUCAAUAGGUAUUCAGGCAUUGGACAAUCAUGAUUUAAAAGUAAUGGGUCGAAACCAUAAUUCGCUAGAAGCUUUAAAAUGUCUCGAUAUUUCCAAAAACAUUUUCCCAGGAUCUACUUCUUUAGAUAUGAUAUUUGGACGUCCGGGACAAAGUAGACAGUCUUGGAUUGAAGAACUCUCUCAGAUUUUAAAACUUUGUGAUGAUCACCUUUCUAUAUAUCAGUUGACUGUAGAAAGAGGCACAAGCUUAUUUAAGCAGGUGAAAAAUAAAGAAAUAAUUAUGCCCAAUGAUGAUGAAAUGGCUGAUAUGUAUGAAGACACUGUAAAAAUUUUAACAGAAGCAAACUUCAGUCAUUAUGAAGUAUCCAAUUAUGCAAGAAAUGGUGCUGAAAGUGUACAUAACUCCUCUUACUGGAAUGGAACCGAAUACAUUGGAAUUGGUCCAGGUGCACAUGGCCGUUUUAUAUGCAGAGGAGUUGGAAAUAAAAUAAGAGAAGCAAGAAUUCAAACUUUAGAACCUGACAUUUGGAUGUAUGAAGUAGAAAAAUACGGUCAUGGGACCAGAAAAGUUGUAUUUCAGUCGUCUAAAGAAAUCUUAGAAGAGCUGCUUAUGAUGGGUUUACGAACAAAAAUGGGUAUAGAUAACAAAUUAUGGUGCAAGUAUUCAAGUGGCAUCAGUUUAGCAGAUACAUUCAAGACAUCAGAAAUUCUGAGAGCGUAUGUCUAUGGAGGUUUUUUGAACUUUGACAAAAUGAGACUAGCACCUACAGAAGAUGGAAUGAGAAUUGCAGAUACAAUCACAAAGGAUCUUUUACCAUACAUUAAAGCAUGAAACUGUCAAUUAUGCAUUUUUUUCUCAAUUAAAAGCUAUAAAACUCAAAGCAUAUUUUGUUUAUUUUAUUUAAACCUCUACAAUCACAGUUACACUG